CAGACAACAACAACGUCCUAUCGCGUAAAAAUGUCGAAUUUCAACACGGAUAGUAGCGUUGCUAUUGAUCAGGAUUUUUACGAGAGUAGCUACAGCUAUGUUGACCAGAAAGAGCAGCCCUAUGGCGGAUACAGCUACGGUCAACAGUAUCCAGAUUAUGGACAAACAGCCCAACAGGUACCGACCUUCAAUUCCUAUCCUUCUGCAUCGCAUACCCAAGGGUUUUACGACUCGUCGUCGUAUGGCUAUGGAGGGAACUAUUCUUACGAUUACGGAGCUUCGGGACCCACGACUAUGAGUUCAAGUGGAAGGGGAGGCUACGGAAUGGAAGGAUCGAUGAAACCGCGACAGACAAGCGAAGACUACACGAGUUUUGAAGACGAACCUCCACUUCUGGAAGAACUCGGAAUCAAUUUUGAACAUAUCUGGCUAAAGACCCUAUCUGUUUUAAACCCAUUGCAACACACAGAAGCCAACAUCAUGGAUGAUACAGAUCUUGCAGGUCCACUGGUGUUUUGCUUGGCAUUUGGUGGAUGUCUUCUAUUGUCUGGCAAAGUACAUGGGUUUGGCUACAUAUAUGGAGUUGGUCUGCUUGGCUGCCUUGCUAUGUACGCCAUUCUGAAUCUGAUGAGCAUGACUGGAGUUGAUUUUGGCUGUGUUAUUAGUGUUCUUGGAUAUUGUCUUCUACCUAUGGUCAUUUUGUCCUGUAUCUCAAUUCUUCUCUCAUUACAGUAA
Messenger RNA from Pocillopora damicornis (cauliflower coral), 735 nucleotides. Its product is annotated as protein YIPF5. The record is from RefSeq and is a predicted model, not a curated record. Gene Ontology annotation, cellular component: trans-Golgi network; membrane. Gene Ontology annotation, biological process: endoplasmic reticulum to Golgi vesicle-mediated transport; vesicle fusion with Golgi apparatus. NCBI's taxonomy places the organism in Eukaryota, Metazoa, Cnidaria, Anthozoa, Scleractinia, Pocilloporidae.